Pteropus alecto (black flying fox) is the source of this 2537-nucleotide messenger RNA. It is a transcript of the gene DEPTOR, whose product is annotated as DEP domain containing MTOR interacting protein. The coding region runs from base 123 to 1346 and encodes 407 amino acids. The transcript is spliced from 9 exons. The record is from RefSeq and is a predicted model, not a curated record. Gene Ontology annotation, molecular function: protein binding. Gene Ontology annotation, biological process: intracellular signal transduction; negative regulation of TOR signaling. NCBI's taxonomy places the organism in Eukaryota, Metazoa, Chordata, Mammalia, Chiroptera, Pteropodidae.
CGUCUGAGCAACGGGAGUGCCCCUAACAAAGAUGGCGGGAGAGGCCUCUGUGAGGGCAGGCGGAUUUAACACCCAAACCCGCGGCGGCCAGCAAAGACAGUGGUAGCGGUGCGGCUCCGAGCAUGGAGGGCGGCAGCACUGGCAGCGGUGGCAGCGACAGCAGUCACAGCGGGAGUGGCGGGGCUCAGCAAAGAGAGCUAGAGCGCAUGGCUGAGGUCCUGGUCACCGGGGAGCAGCUACGGCUCAGGCUGCAUGAAGAAAAGGUUAUUAAAGAUAGACGGCAUCAUCUCAAAACCUACCCAAACUGCUUUGUCGCCAAAGAGCUGAUCGACUGGCUGAUCGAGCACAAAGAGGCUUCUGAUAGAGAGACUGCAAUUAAACUUAUGCAAAAAUUAGCAGACCGGGGCAUUAUUCAUCACGUAUGCGAUGAGCAUAAGGAAUUCAAAGAUGUCAAACUCUUCUACCGCUUUAGAAAGGAUGAUGGCACCUUCCCAUUGGACAAUGAAGUGAAGGCCUUCAUGAGAGGACAGAGGCUAUAUGAAAAGCUGAUGAGCCCUGAAAACACACUCCUACAGCCCCGGGAAGAGGAGGGGGUCAAGUAUGAGCGCACCUUCAUGGCGUCUGAAUUCCUGGAUUGGCUAGUUCAGGAAGGUGAGGCCACCACAAGGAAAGAGGCAGAGCAGCUUUGCCACCGGCUAAUGGAGUAUGGUAUCAUACAGCAUGUGUCCAACAAGCACCCAUUCGUGGACAGCAAUCUUCUCUACCAGUUCAGAAUGAACUUCCGGCGGAGACGAAGACUGAUGGAGCUGCUCAAUGAAAAGUCCCCCUCCCAGGAAACCCAUGACAGUCCCUUCUGCCUGCGGAAGCAGAGCCACGACAAUCGGAAAUCUACCAGUUUUAUGUCAGUCAGCCCCAGCAAGGAGAUCAAGAUCGUGUCUGCGGUGAGAAGGAGCAGCAUGAGCAGCUGUGGCAGCAGUGGCUACUUCAGCAGCAGCCCCACCCUCAGCAGCAGCCCCCCUGUGCUCUGCAACCCCAAGUCUGUGUUAAAGAGACCUGUCACCUCGGAGGAACUCCUGACACCCGGGGCUCCAUAUGCAAGGAAGACGUUCACGAUUGUUGGCGACGCCGUCGGCUGGGGCUUUGUGGUGCGAGGAAGUAAGCCAUGCCACAUCCAGGCCGUGGACCCCAGUGGCCCUGCAGCCGCGGCAGGAAUGAAGGUCUGUCAGUUUGUCGUCUCUGUAAAUGGGCUCAAUGUGCUGCAUGUAGACUACCGGACCGUGAGCAAUCUGAUUCUGACGGGCCCGCGGACGAUUGUCAUGGAAGUCAUGGAGGAAUUAGAGUGCUGAGCAGAUGGACCUACCAACCCUUUGGGCACCCUGUGGAUGAGCAAUGCCAAAAUGACACAAAGCAAUGCAAUGGGGACAAGACUUCCAUACAAAUGGAUGGCUUUGGACAUACAUAUCUUUUCUUUAUAAAUACACAUCUUGAGUUUCAUACACUGUCUGAAUGUGGAAGAACCAGGUAAUACAUCUUAAAAACAACUAUGUCAGUGUAGAAAAAAUUUGAGAAAGAAUUUUCUUACUUGGUAGAAUUGCCUUACCUGUUUUCUAGUUGUAGUUUUUAUCCACUGUUUUAUUUUUUUUUUCUUAGUUUGCCGAAAAUGGUCGAAAUGUUUCUCUAGCCAAAAUAGCAACAUACUAAAAUUCUCUUCAUCAGAAUCAAUAGAGUGGUUUUUACAGACUUAAUUUGUACUCUCACCAAAAUGAGCAUGAAACUGUUUGUUAAAGGAUGUAGAUAAAUUUUACUGAUCUUCAAAUUAAAGCAACAUUCAAAGGAAUAGUACCUGUUAAUUAGCAUUUUGAAGAAGAUUUUAAAGCAUUCAAGUGCUUAAAAGCCAUCAAAAAUGGCUUUUUCUUAAUUUCUUUAACUAUGGCAUUAGUUAAAAAAUAAAAACAAACAUUGCGAUGAUAUGGUGGGUAGAUAGGGAGAUACUACUUAAAAUUGUUUGUUUUCUCUCUCAGAGCCUAAGUCAUUUUGUUCUUUCAAUCAGCUCCAGCAGCUUUCUAGAAUUAAUGCUGAAUAUGUUGAAUGUCAAAACAGAGAAGUUUGUAUACAUAUAUUUCAAAAUCAAGCCUCUGGCAAGAUUUCACCUUGAAGUUGUCCCUUUUUAAGUGAAGUAUGCUAGAACUCGGCCCGCGUGUGAUAAAACUUGAAACUAAAUUGCCUUAUUGGCCUGAAUUUUUACUAACUUUCUGGUGUAACAUUCUAAGCACAUGACAUGCUGCUUAUCUGGUGGGAUUAUUUUUCACCAAAAGCACCAUCUUGUUUUGUAACUUUUCAGCUCACUUGUAUAUAUGCAUGUUUCUUUUCUUUUCUUUUAUCUAGAAAAGAAUAGAUUUGGGAGCUUGGUGUAUAGAGGAAAUUCCUCAAAUUAGGGAGUCAGAGAAUUCUAAAUUCUUCUUAAUUUCAUAUAAUGCAUUUUAAUGGCAAGGUUACUUUCUUAUUAUAUAUUAAUAAAAUAUAAAUGUUGUACCUCA